This is a messenger RNA of Polistes dominula (European paper wasp), 6546 nucleotides long. RefSeq names its product zinc finger protein datilografo (gene dati). Gene Ontology annotation, biological process: regulation of gene expression. The record is from RefSeq and is a predicted model, not a curated record. NCBI's taxonomy places the organism in Eukaryota, Metazoa, Arthropoda, Insecta, Hymenoptera, Vespidae. Gene Ontology annotation, cellular component: nucleus.
CGUACCACGAGCGAGGCAAGGAACGGCGCCAAGAGCGGAGGAGUGUCGGCCGUCGAGCUGCUUACCUCAAGGGGUGCGAAAAAGCGGGCAAGCUGCGCCGGAAGGGGGUAGCCCGGGCUUCUCGCGAAGGCCUCAAGAUUUCGGACGCGACGGCGGCCCUGGACCUACGCGCCCAGACGCAAGCCCAAUCGGAAUUUGGCUUGGACCAUCAACAGCAGCAACAACAACAUCACCACCAGCAUCAGCAGCAACAGCAGCACCAUCACCAUCAACAGGCACAACAACAGUUGCAGUCACAGCAACAGCCGCAGCAACAUCCUCAGCAGCAGCAGCAACAACAACCGCCACCGCCGCAGCAGCAGCAACAGCAGCAGCAGCAACAACAGCAACAGCAACAACAACAGCAGCAGCAACAAACUCAAAACCAAGACAACCGUCCCCACCAUCCUCUCCUUCAACAACAGCCACAACAACAUCACCCCCUUCAUCACCACCAUCAUCAUCAUCAACACCACCCGGGGAAUCAUCUCCACCCUGGCGAUUCGGGGGGUGGGAUAGGUGGUGCUGGCGGAGGAGGCGGAGGAGGAGGAGGUGGAGGUGUUGGCGGUGCAGGCGGAGGAAACGCUGGAAGUGGAGGCGACACUGGAGGAGGUGCUGGCGGCGGUGGUGGUGUUGCUGGUGUUGCUGGAGGACUACCAACAUCAGCCGAGCAAGAAAUAGCCGCUAGGAUAAAGGACGAGGAAGACGAGGAUAUUACCGAGAGAGAAGACGAGGAGGAGGACGAGGAUCCUUGCAGCUCACCAGAAUCCGAUCUCGAAAACGACCACGAAUCCAUGGAAGUCCAAGCCUCGGCCGUCACAGCGGCGGCCGCAAAUUUGCACGCUCUGCGACAGCACGUCUUCAAAAUGUCUGACUAUUGGCAGCAGCCGCAAAGAGGCCCGCCUCAGCAUUCGCCGGGGAUACAGCAUAGUCCGAUAUCGAAUUCUACACAGCAGCAACAGCAUCAGCAAGUUUCGCAGAUGCAUAGCCCACUUGGUCAGCAGCAACAGCAACAACAACAGCAAGCUGCGGUGUCUCAGGUGCAGCAAAAUGCCAAUUCUGGCUUAGGACAAACAACGAGUCCUCAGCAGCAACUGCAACAACAGCAGCAGCAGCAACAACAACAACAUGCGAUGUCAAUGAAUCAGCAAACUGCUCAGGGUGCGCAACAUCAAUCUUCGCCGGCACCCACGACACCAUCACCUCAUGCGGAUCACCAAGGUGCCAUCGCAUCAAGCAUGGCCCAAAGCCUCCACACGCUGGCGGCACAGACCCAACAAAGUAUGUCCCAAACGUCAAGUCCAUCGCUGGGAGUUCAAGCUGCCCAAGCUCUUAGCCAAAACCUAGGACAAGCAUUGACGCAGGCGCUUACUCAGAACAUGCAACAAAACCUCGGUCAAACGUUGCAACACAAUUUGGCGCAAAGUUUGACGCCGAAUCUGUCGCCACAGCAACAACAACAGCUGCUGAACCAACCGCAGAACUUAAGUCAAGCUAAUCAAAGCCUACAGAAUAUUCAAAAUCAGGCACAAAACCUUUCGCAAACGUUGCAACAGCAGGCGCAAAAUCUAACGCAAAAUCUUAGUCUGAGUCAACAACAGGCGCUUCAGCAGCAGGCACAGAAUCUAUCACAAAAUCUUCAACAACAAGCGCAAAACUUGACGCAAAAUUUGCAACAGCAGGCACUUAAUAUGGCCGGUACGAUUGGGCAAAAUGGUGCGUUAACUGGUAUGAACAUGUCGGGUAAUCAACAACAAAAUUCGCAAAACUCAAUGCUAAGUCCUGGCGCAACCAGCCAAGACUCCCACGAUGCUACGCUCACGGAGAAGCUUGUCAACGAGUUACAGUCUCGUGCCUCUGCGGCGGGGCUUGGUGGUGCGGGAGGUGCUGGCGGAGGCGGAGGAAUGGGCAACAUCAGCGAACGCACCCUCGAGGAAUGCUGGUCCACCCUGCAGCGAUUCUUCUCGCAGAUCUUCAUGCACAAGAGCGCGAUGCAGAUGCACGCGAGGGAGCUGGGUGCUGGCGCACUGACGGCAAGACCCGGGGGUGGCGUCGCGGGAGGCCUCGCGGGUCUCAGCGUCGGUGUUGGCGUUGGCGUCGGACCCGGGGGCAUGAUCACCGGUAACGAGGUCAAACCACACCAGUGCCAGCAAUGUCUCAAGUCCUUCUCGAGCAAUCAUCAGCUCGUGCAGCAUAUCAGGGUUCAUACCGGCGAGAAGCCCUAUAAAUGCAGCUAUUGUGACCGCAGGUUCAAACAACUGAGCCAUGUACAACAACAUACGAGGCUACACACGGGUGAACGACCGUACAAGUGCCAUUUACCGGACUGUGGACGGGCUUUCAUCCAACUAUCGAACCUUCAACAACAUCUUCGGAAUCACGAUGCCCAGGUGGAAAGGGCGAAGAACCGACCGUUCCACUGCAACAUCUGCGGCAAGGGCUUCGCCACGGAGUCCAGCCUCCGUACCCAUACGUCGAAGGUCAGUCAUGAGUUGCAACAGCGUGUUGUGUUCCAGCAACACGCCGCCUUGAUCGGCGGCCCGAAUGCAACCAGCUGUCCUGUCUGCCACAAACUCUUCCUCGGUGGCGAAGCUUUGAUGGAGCACAUGAAGCACACCCACAAGGAUCCUAAUGCCUCCGGCGUUGCCAUUCCCUCCGCUGACUGCACAACCUCCGUUGCCGGGGUUUACCUAGCGAAGCGACGGACGGCCAACCACCCUUGCCCGGUGUGCGGAAAGCACUACGUCAACGAGGGUAGCCUUAGGAAGCAUCUAGCCUGCCAUCCUGAGACCAGUCAACUAAGCACGAGCCUCAGAAUGUGGCCGUGCUCGGUGUGUCAAGCAGUCUUCACUCAUGAGAGCGGUUUAUUGAGUCAUAUGGAACACAUGAGGAUGGAUCCUAAACAUCAGUUCGCAGCGCAAUACGUGUUGAGUCGCGCGGCGGCCGAUAGGAGAGAAAGGGAAAUUCUCGCGAGUUCGAGUCUAGGUGCGGGGCUAGGUGUUUUGGGAGGUCAAUCUGGAGGACCACAAAAUUUGCAGCAACCACCGAUGUGCCAAUCGCCUUCGGCCCACUCCGAUAGCAGCAGUGGAAACGGACGGCUAUCUUCGGCCGGAAGUGAACCUGAUUUCUGCGCAGGCACUGGUCUACUGAACAACAACAACAAUAACAACAACAACAACAUGGCAUCGCCAGGACCCAGCGGUAACAAGCUGAGUGAAAUGUUGAGAGCGGGCAGUCAGCCGGGUUCCGCGCAACAGUAUCACGACGAGAUGCAAUCGCAACAACAACGCAUGGCCGUCAUGGCCGCCGCCGUGUCAGCGGGUUUGCAAAACUCGGUGUCGCCGAAUUUGUCGCCCGUAGAUAUGGCGUCGCUAGCGGCAGCCAUGAGAAUGGGCAACAACGGAGACAUGAGCGGCAGUGCUCAAGGAUCGGCUGGGUCUCAACAACAAGGUGUCCAGGCAACCGGACCUGAACAAGCACUGAGAAUGCAUCAAGCGGAAGCUUUGUUACGUUCCCAAGCUGAAGCCGCCCUUCGGCUAGCGGUGUCGCAGGCAGCAGCCGCAGCGGCAAGUUCAGCGGUUGGGGGAGAUGUGAGACAUCAUCUAACUCAACAUAAUGGCGGCGGAUCUUCCGGUAUACCAGGACAUCAUGCGAAUCAACAAAUGUCUCAACAAGACAGCUUGUCACCGGAGUUUGGGGAAGCUCUACGUCUACAGGAGCAACGAUUAGAGCAAGCCCUGAGGCUUCACGGUGACCCACGCGCCCUGAGCUUUACCAUCCAGCAGGUGGUCAACCAACAGAACAACCAGCAACCAUGAAAGUUCAGUUACUACUGAGACGAGUGGACCCCUUGGACGCAAGAUCAGACGGCUUUGCAGCAAGUCGAACGUAUGAAUCAACAACAGCAGCAACAUCAUCAACAACAACAGGCUGCAGAACGUUUGACACCUUUAAAUAAUCAUCAGCAGCAAAGCUCGUCUGGUAUGGGCCAUCACCAGCAUCAGCAUCAGCAUCAGCAUCAGCAUCAGCAUCAGCAUCAGCAUCAGCAUCAACAUCAGCAUCAACAGCAACAGCAACAACAUCAUCAAGAGGAUCGAGGUGUAAAGAGGAAAGUAGAAGAUAUGCUCGAUAAUGCUGAAAACGCGUAAGCGGUGCGUCCAAGUGCGGUCAUCAACGAAUUUACUCAACGUCUCAGGAGUAUGAAAAAGCAAAUGAAAAAAUGAAAGAAGCGCGUAGAAGUUUAAAAUCAAAGACUUCGUUAACGGACCGGACAAUGUUUUUCAAUAAACAUCAGUCCAAGUCCGUUAGUUUUCGCGAAAUCUUCGCGAAAUCAACGAAAUGAACUUGUUAGCCGUAUCGAACCUCGAAACUUCACGUUGGUUUAUCAAAGCCUUCGUACGAUUUUAAGAGACGUACGGCUAAUCCGUUGCACGGUGUCGAUUGGACGUAACAGUGGCGACGCUUGCCUUCGACUUUACGAUGUUCCUUGCGUCGUACACGCUGUUCCUAUUUCGGUCCUAAAAAUGUAUUGAUCUCGAUCGAGAACGUCGUGUACGCGACACCAGAAAAGAAGAGACAGGGAAAAUAAAAUUAGACAGUGCUGUGUUAUUAUUGGUGUAUUCGCGUGUAAAUGGACGUUCUCGGGUCGUCUUCCGACCCCCCUUUUAUCUCUAAUCGCGAAUGCUGAUUUUCUCCUGCAACUAGGAGAGAUUCUGUCCUCUUCAUCUUUAAGAUCCUCUGGGAUCACUGGUACGCGUCGCCACCGUUACGACCAUUUCCUCACCCGAAACGUGCCAUAAUGAAUGAUGAGUGGAAGACCGUCGUCGUUCGAUUUGUCCUUCUUGUAGUGUACUAAUACGACCACUUGUCAAGUCGGUCGUGUUUGUAUCGCCUUGAGGACGCGAGACGCGGUACUAUAUGACUUUUUUAGUACAAGAGCCAUAACGGCGGACAGGAAAAAUCUAUGAGCAGUGAUUCUUCAGUCUGAUUCGUGGUUCAACAAACCGAGCUAUAUGUAUAUUUAUAUGUAUACAUAUAUAAGGUCCGCACGAUAUCGGUCAUUAUAUAUAUAUAUAUAUACAUAUGUAUGUACAUGUAAUCUAUGUAUGUAUGUAUACAUACAAGCCAGUCUCAAGGUUCCCUUAAUCUUAAUCUCCCGUAACGUUUAAGAAGACGAAUCACAUGCAAUACACAUAUAGAAACACGAUGAAAAAUAGAAAGAGAUGGAUAGAGUUGGAGUGAAACCAUACACGUAUACUAUGUGCGUCAACUGAACGAUAAGGAAAGAUCAAUCGUUCUCUCGACGAGAGAGAGAGAAUAAGAGUAUAUACUUUUCCUCGAUCAUAAUUCGUACGCGUAUGGUUACAUGAAAGACACAUACACAAAUAAACACACUCCGUGGAGAGAGAAGAAAGAAAAUAGGAGGGUCGAACGUGUUUCUCAACGAGCGUGUCGCGUUCCCAAAAAACAAUGCUGACGAGUGUGAAAGAACGUUAAUGAUAACACACCCGCAGAUAAUCAUACACAUAUACACAUACACAAAUGACAUGCUAAUAUAUAGCGUGAACGGGAACGCGUCACACAUAUAUAAUCACACACGCACUUAUAGACAUUUGGUAGGAUACACUUGUACACAUUAAGCACAUACUGAAAAUACACUUAACUGGUAAGAUACACACAAACACACAUACGUACUGUGUAAACUUUUGAAGAAAAAAUGCGCGCAACUUGUGCUCGUGAUAGCACGGAAACUAUUAGCUCGUAAGCGGACAAACAAAAUAUAAUUAUUAUAAACAGUUAUAUUAUAUAUAUUAUAUAUACAUACAGAGUAUGAAGAGUAUGACGGAAUAAGCGAAGAGAAAAAAAAGAAAAAAAAAAAGAUAAGAAUAGUGCACGGGUGCGAAGAAAAAAAAAAGAGAAAAAGUCACCCGAGAAAAUAAGCACGCGAAAAAACACACAUUUUAAAAUGAAAUUGAGCGUGAAUGCGAACGAACGUUUUUCGUGAGCGAGCACGCUCGAGAUGAUGAUGAAGAAGAAGAAAAGAUAAAUAAAAAAAAAACUAAAUGAUAAAUAUUAUAUAUAUAUUAUAUAUAUAAAUAUUAUAAAUAAUGAAUAUAGGGUCUAUGAGACUAGGAUAGUUAGGCGAAAGAGAAAUUUCGUGCAAGUGAGGCGUACGCGUUUGUGCGAUUUUACGCGAUUCCAAGUAUCUUAAGCCGAGAAAAUGAACAGCGAAUGAGUGAUAAAAAAUGCGAGAAAAAAGUGAAUACACGAGAAGCGCAUGCGUGUGUGAGAGAAUGAGAAAGAAAGAGUGAGUGAAGAAACCGAGGACAGAAGCAAUAACGAAAGAAAGAACGAGUGAAAGACAUCGAUGAAUGGGAAGGCUAGGAGAUUGGAAACGACGCGUAAACGCACGGAUGCGCACGUGGUGCGAAUGUUAGAAUCGAGUAAAUGAGAAUGCUUCGUGAGCAUCAAGGAAGAACGAAUGAGUGAAAAUAAUAAUAAUAAUAA